Messenger RNA from Drosophila grimshawi, 2226 nucleotides. RefSeq lists its product as uncharacterized. Gene Ontology annotation, biological process: sensory perception of smell; detection of chemical stimulus involved in sensory perception of smell. The record is from RefSeq and is a predicted model, not a curated record. Gene Ontology annotation, cellular component: plasma membrane. Gene Ontology annotation, molecular function: olfactory receptor activity; odorant binding. NCBI's taxonomy places the organism in Eukaryota, Metazoa, Arthropoda, Insecta, Diptera, Drosophilidae.
AUGUCAACUCAUCGGAGCAACUAUUUCGGCAUUAACUGGUGGGCAUGGCAUUUACUGGGCGCCGUGGAGCUGAGUGCUAUUAACCACGGAAGUAAUCGCAACUGGAAAGCGGUGGUUUUAAAUGUUUUGACUACCGUUGCAUUUCCAAUAAUGCUUGCCAUGGCUGCAUUUAGUUUUGAGCUGCCGCUGGAUAAUCUGAUGAACUUCAACAUAUCCGUCACAUCGUUGGCCACGUCGGCAAAGUUUAUCAUCUAUGUAAAGCAGCUGCAUAAGGUCCUGGAAAUUGAGCAGCGCCUUGCUGAAUUGGAUGCACGGGUGAAUUCGGAUGAUCAGCGCAAAUGUCGUUCCGGGGUGAACAGAAUAUUGCGCAUUAUGUCGACAUUCUACAAAUGGAUCUUUGCUCUCAUUGGUCUCAGUUCGAAUGUCACGUUUUUGUUUCGCGGUCAGCGCACUUUGCCCUUUCCCGCCUGGUUUCCCUUGAACUGGAGUGGAUCGCUAGCGAACUACAUCGUUGCUUGCCUCCAUCAGAUUCUGUGCAUCUCCGUGCAAAUUAUGCAGAACUUUGUGGAUGAUUUGUUCCCGCCAAUGGUGCUAAUUCUGAUUGCCGGCCAGUGUGAACUGCUCUUUAUACGCAUCUCUCACAUUGGCUACGAUCGGUGCGAUCAGCGUGCCAAUGAGCAAAAGCUCAUUGAUUGUAUAGAGGAUCAGCAGAAGAUCUACAGGAUACAUGAGCUCACCAUGGACAUAAUAUCGUGGCCAUUGCUGGUACAAUUUGUUGUGAUUUCCAUCGAUGUGGGUGCUGCUCUGUGCACUCUCUUCUUUUAUGUGAAUGAUGUGUAUGGUCGUGUUUACUAUGUAUCCUUCAUCUUUGCACUCGCACUUCAAAUAUUUCCAGUCUGCUAUUAUGGCACCAUGGUCGACUAUCAAUUUGAACGUUUGCAGACAGCCGUCUACAGCAGCAAUUGGAUUGAUCAGAGCUUGGCCUAUCGCAGGAGUGCCAUCAUAUUUGCAGAACGCACACAAAGACUGCCAAAACAGCUGGCCGGUAAUUUUAUACCCAUUGCGCUGACCACUUUUCUGGCCAACUGUAAGGCAGCCUAUUCGUUUUGUACUUUGAUAGCUGACACUCGAAGCGAAGAUUGCGCCGUGGAGCUGAGUGCUAUUAACCACGGAAGUAAUCGCAACUGGAAAGCGGUGGUUUUAAAUGUUUUGACUACCGUUGCAUUUCCAAUAAUGCUUGCCAUGGCUGCAUUUAGUUUUGAGCUGCCGCUGGAUAAUCUGAUGAACUUCAACAUAUCCGUCACAUCGUUGGCCACUUCGGCAAAGUUUAUCAUCUAUGUAAAGCAGCUGCAUAAGGUCCUGGAAAUUGAGCAGCUCCUUGCUGAAUUGGAUGCACGGGUGAAUUCGGAUGAUCAGCGCAAAUGUCGUUCCGGGGUGAACAGAAUAUUGUGCAUUAUGUCGACAAUCUACAAAUGGAUCUAUGCUCUUAUUAAUUUCUGUACGAAUGUCGCGUUUUUGUUUCGCGGUAAGCGCACUUUGCCCUUUCCCGCCUGGUUUCCCUUGAACUGGAGUGGAUCGCUAGCGAACUACAUCGUUGCUUGCCUCCAUCAGAUUCUGUGCAUCUCCGUGCAAGUUAUGCAGAACUUUGUGGAUGAUUUGUUCCCGCCAAUGGUGCUAAUUCUGAUUGCCGGCCAGUGUGAACUGCUCUUUAUACGCAUCUCUCACAUUGGCUACGAUCGGUGCGAUCAGCGUGCCAAUGAGCAAAAGCUCAUUGAUUGUAUAGAGGAUCAGCAGAAGAUCUACAGGAUACAUGAGCUCACCAUGGACAUAAUAUCGUGGCCAUUGCUGGUACAAUUUGUUGUGAUUUCCAUCGAUGUGGGUACUGCUCUGUGCACUCUCUUCUUUUAUGUGGAUGAUGUUUAUGGUCGUGUUUACUAUAUAUCCUUCAUCCUUGCACACGCACUUCAAAUAUUUCCAGUCUGCUAUUAUGGCACCCUGGUCGACUAUCAUUUUGAACGUUUGCAGACAGCUGUCUACAGCAGCAAUUGGAUUGAUCAGAGCUUGGCCUAUCGCAGGAGUGCCAUCAUAUUUGCAGAGCGCACACAAAGACUGCCAAAACAGCUGGCCGGUAAUUUUAUACCCAUUGCGCUGACCACUUUUCUGGCCAACUGUAAGGCAGCCUAUUCGUUUUGUACUUUGAUAGCUGACACUCGAAGCGAAGAUUGA